UAACAAAUUGGAAAUUGACAAUUGGUUUUAAAAUGGGUAUCUGAGGAUGGGUUUAUAUAUGUAUGUGUGUGUGUGUAUAUUUUUCAAAAAGUUGAUAUGAAAUUCGUAGGUGUGUCUUAGUGUUUUCAAAAACGUUAUUUAACGCCCUAACCGGAUGGGAUUAUGUCGUCGUUAUACGUUUAUACUUGGUUUCAGUGCCUCCGAGUAAAAAUUAGUUAAUAUAUAAGUUUCUAUUAGCGAAUUUGUAAUAAAAUAUAAAGUUAAACAUGUGGAAUAUGAUGUGUGAUGUGAUGCCGACUAUAUCGGAAGACAGUAUAAGUCAGAGGGGUUCGCAAUUUUCUGGCGAAGAUGCAAAUUUCGAACAGCUUAUGGUGUCGAUGCUCGACGAAAGGGACAAAUUAAUGGACAGUUUAAGAGAAACGCAAGAUCGUUUAGGGGAAACCGAGAUUAAAUUACAGGAUACUGAAAAAGAAAGAGACUCUUUACAAAGGCAAAUAGCCGCAAAUCUUCCACAGGAAUUUGCUACUUUAACCAAAGAAUUGAAUGCAGCUAGAGAACAGCUUCUCGAAAGGGAAGAAGAAAUAGCCGAAUUAAAAGCAGAAAGAAAUAACACAAGGUUAUUAUUAGAGCAUUUAGAAUGUCUUGUAUCUAGACACGAAAGAUCUUUGAGGAUGACAGUGGUGAAACGACAGGCAGCAGCACAAUCAGGCAUUUCAAGCGAAGUAGAAGUCCUAAAAGCUUUAAAAAGUUUAUUCGAACAUCACAAAGCUUUAGACGAAAAGGUACGGGAAAGACUGAGGGUAGCUUUAGAAAGAAACUCGACUUUAGAAGAAGAAUUAGCAGCAACCAAAGAAGAAUUACAGCAGUAUAAACAAGUUAACGUACCUGCAUCGGUCGAUAUACCAAAAGAAAACGGACAAAUCGAACCAGAUCAAACGAAUAAUAAGCAAUGUCCGAAACCUCGUCUUGCUAAUGGAGGAGUGGAAACUGAUAGCGAAACUGCUGCUAGGAUCACGGAUCUUCAAAUGGCCCUCGAACAGCAGACAGGGGAGAUUAGUAAUUGGCAGCGUCGAGUGGCGGAGAUGCAGAACCGAGUCGCUGAAUUGGAGGAAAAUUUGUCGAAGGCUCAGAAAGAUCUGUUGAAGUCUCAAGAUACGAAUUCGAAGCUUCAGAGGGAUCUUCGAGAGAAUAUGGCCCAGAAGGAGGAUCAAGAAGAGCGGAUUGCUACGUUGGAGAAGAGAUAUUUGAACGCUCAGAGGGAAUCGACGUCGUUGCACGAUCUCAACGAGAAAUUGGAGCAGGAGUUGCAACAUAAGGAAGCUCAAAUUAAAUUGCACGAAGAGAAAAUAGCGGCGAUACAGGAAAAAUUGGAAUUGUCUGAACAGAAGUUGGCUCAGUAUUCGAAGUUGCCGGAGAUUGAGGAGCAGUUGAAGCAGCGUAUGGAAGCGUUGACACAGGUGAGACCCCAGGCUCAAGAAAGACACGGAUCCGCCGAAGAUCGAAUCCAAAGACUAGAAGCGAAUUUAGACGAGAAAAACGCCGAACUAGUACGACUAAACCAAAGACUCAAAAUGAACGAAGAACACAAUUCCCGUCUAUCGUCAACUGUGGACAAACUUCUUUCCGAAUCCAACGAUAGACUACAAGAACAUCUAAAAGAACGUAUGCACGCCUUACAAGAGAAAAACAACCUAACGCAAGAUUUGGAAAAGACCAGAAAGAUGCUGGAAGAUUUGGAUAACCAGAAAUCGGAAAUAAUGAAAGAAUUGGCGAAAUCCCGCUUGGAAAUAGACAACGUCAAAAGACAGAUGCUGCAACAAGAAAUCGCCUACAAUAUCCAACAAACGGACGCUUUAACAAGAUCGUUGUCGCCGAACGCCGUCGAUCCGAGUACGUUUUCGAGAAGCGCCAGUCAUUCCAGCUUCGAUAGUCAUUCGUUACCGCGCAGGGCUACCAAAACCAGAACCCCCAUCGACGAAGAACCGUCGAAAUUACCGUUCGGUUCUCGUUCGAUGACCGAACAAGAAUGGGAGAAAUUGCAACAGGCCCACGUUUUGGCUAACGUCCAACAAGCCUUCGACGUAUCCAGCGACGCCGAAGCCGACGACGCCGAUAGUAUAUUCAGCACGCAGGAUAUCCUAUCGCCCGGCGGUCACACCGACGCUCAAACGUUAGCGAUGAUGUUACAGUGUAACUUAAUGCUGCAGGAACAAUUGGACGCCAUUAAUAACGAGAUACGGUUGAUACAAGAAGAGAAACAGAAUACUGAAGCUCGCGCCGAGGAAUUGGAAUCGAGAGUCGGCAGCAUGGAACACGUCAAUCUCUUAACCAGAGGAAGAAGCAUGGAACGACAGAGUCCGCCGGUUAGCGGUAGAUCGACACCCAAAUCGCACCAUUCGCCCCAGAGGGAUUAUUUGCAAAAAUACCAUACGUUGCCGUUAGAGCCGAUGUCGUCCGAAUUAACAACCGACGAUUUAUUAGUCGACGGUACCAACGGCGGCGGUGCUUCACCCCUUACCGCCCGACAUUUGAGAUUAGAACGAGUAGCUCAAGCUCUAGCUCACAGUCAAGAAGAACUCAGAAGGUAUGUGUUUAGGCAAGGACAUACGCAAACACCUCCGUCACCAUUGUCGUCUCGUCAUAGCAGUCAGGAGAGUUUACACAAGAACGCCAUUUCCGGAUUAUCGAGAGAUAUGUCGACUGCGGCGGCGGUAGCGGCGGCAGCGGCGGCGCAGAAGAAGAAAGGUCUCAAAUCGUCUUUGGGACGGUUCUUUAGUAAAAAAGAAAAGGUAAAAGGUAAGGAGACCGUCGGACACGAAAUGAACCUGAACUUGAGCCAGAGCAGCAUCGGAUUACAAGACGGAGAUUACAGCGAUACGAUGAGCGUAUCCGGAAAAUUGGGACAAAAACCGGAAUUCGAUCGGAGACAAAAAAAGAAGGAUUUGGAUUAUAGACACGAAUUAUUAGCGGAAGCUAUGAAGGCAGGUACGCCCUUCGCCCUUUGGAACGGACCUACCAUAGUAGCUUGGUUGGAAUUGUGGGUGGGUAUGCCGGCUUGGUACGUGGCCGCAUGUCGGGCGAACGUUAAAUCGGGAGCCAUCAUGAGCGCUCUAAGCGAUACGGAAAUCCAAAGGGAAAUUGGAAUCAGUAAUCCGUUACAUAGGUUGAAAUUGCGUCUGGCAAUUCAAGAAAUGGUAUCUCUGACGUCACCUUCGGCGCCGAAGACGUCGAGAACGACGCUAGCAUUCGGCGACAUGAAUCACGAAUGGAUAGGAAAUUAUUGGCUUCCGGGUUUAGGACUUCCUCAAUAUAGGACAACAUUCAUGGAAUGUCUUGUCGACGCCAGAAUGUUGGAUCAUCUUACCAAGAAAGAUUUAAGGGGGCAGCUCAAAAUGGUCGACGGAUUUCAUAGGACAAGUUUACAUUACGGCAUAUCCUGUUUGAAGCGAUUAAACUUCGACAGACACGCUCUAGAAGAACGUAGAAAAAAUUGCGAAAACACUUUAUCAGACGUUCUAGUAUGGAGCAACGAACGCGUAGUAAAAUGGGUAACCUCGAUAGGUUUAAAGGAUUACGGUAACAAUUUAGAAGAAUCCGGUGUUCACGGGGCCCUAAUCGCUCUAGACGAAAGUUUCGACGCCGAUAGCAUGGCGUUAGCUCUACAAAUACCGACGCAAAAUACUCCGGCGAGGCAGACCUUGAAAAUAGAAUACACAAAUUUAUUGCAUAUAGCUACGGAUAGGAAACCGCAAGACAUUCAAUCCUGAUUAUGUUCCUUAGAUCUAAAAUAGGAUUCAAAUAUUCGAUUCACAAGAAUUGUUCGUUAAAUUGAUAUCGCCUUGUAUAAAGAGGCGGAUAAAUGAGCUUCUCGGACGAACUGAAAAACAAAAAAAAAAUCGAAAACAAAAAAAUCUUGUAUCGUACCUAAAAUAACUCAUAGUAUUAUUAAUUGUACAUUAAUUGUUGUUUGUUGGGUUACCGGGACUGGAAGGCCGAUAUUGCUUAUUCUUUUCGAUAGGAUCCGGUUCGAAGGACCAAUAAUGUCGUUAUUUUCGAUUUAUUUUGUUAUUUUAAUUGCAAGAAAUAUUUUUUUGGUAGAUAUCGAAAUAAGGCAUAUUUAGUGAUAUUUUUCUAAAAUUAGGUUUUACUCGAGGUAUUUUCAAUGUUAAAUCCAUUUUUUUUUUAUAUGUGUUAUAAUGUAUUAAUAUCCGUCACCUUGUAUAUUUUAUAUUGUCUAAAUUUACUUAAUGACGUCAUUAUGAGUAGUUUUAUGCAUUUUCUCAUAUAUUUAUCACCCCGUAUGUUCUAUAAUUCACAAAAUUAUAAUCUUCCAUCCAUUUUUUUAACUUGUAUCUUGUUUUGGAUCGUUCAAAUUAACAAAUCGACGUUAUUUUAGCUUUUUAAAUGAAUUUUAGUCACCCUGUAAGUAUUUAAUCAUCUGAAUUCAUAAUAUUACGUCCCUAUAGACAUUUUCAUAAAUUUUUUGAUAAAUUUACCACCCUGUAUGUUCUAUAUCUUAAAAAUUCACAAAAUAACAAUCUUAUAGCAUUUUUUUAAAUCUUUGGAUGUAUGUAUCACCCUGUAUAUUAUUUUAUAGCCUUCAAAUUUACAAAUCGACAUCAUUUCGGCCUUUUCAAUAGAAUUUUUUGAAAAAUUUACCGCCCUCUAUGUUUUAUAUUAAUUCUAUUAACUAUAUGUCAUUCUUUCAGCCAUUUUGAUGAUCUUUGGAUAUAUUUAUCACCCUGUAUGUUGUUUUUGUAUCCUUAAAUAUCACAAAAUGACGUUAUUUUAGUCUUUUUAACGAAUCACCCUGUAGGUUUUAUAUCUCGAAAAAUUUGAAAAAUAACAUUCUUCAGCCAUAUUUCUGUAUAUAACACCCUGUAUGUAGGCAUCAAAUUUACAAGACGACUUCGUUUCGGUCAUUUCUAUGAAUUUUCUUCAAUAUCACUCAAUUCUACUAAAUUUACAAAAAGUCAUUCUUUCGCGCAGCGUUUUUAUACUUUUUUAAAUAUUUAUCACCCUGUAUGCUUUACUUCUAAUUAAUUUUCAAAAUAAUGUCCUUAAAGCCAUUUUAAGCUAUUUUAAUGUAUAAAUCUCCCUGUUUAUUGUUUUAUAGACUCCAAAUUUAGAAAACAAAUUCCUUUCGGUCAUUUUCAUGCAUCUUCAUAUAUAUAUUUAUCACCCUGUAUAUAUUAUAAUUUACAAAAUUACAUCCUUUUAGCUCAUCCUUUUGAUAUUAUGAUAUUUUUCAUCACCCCGUAUAUUUUAUAUCCUGCAAAUUUACAAAAUGACAUCGUUUCGUCCAUUUUCAUGAAUCUUUAUAUAUAUUUACAUCCUGUACGUUUUAUAUUCUUUAAAUUUUCAAAAUCCCAUCCUAUUGGGUCAUUCUUCUGAUUUAUUAAAUAUUUUUCAUCACCCUGUAUAUAUUAUGCCGUAAAAAUUUCCAAAAUAACGUCCUUUUGAGCAUUUUUAUGAAUCUUCUAAUAUACUGAUCACACGAGCAUUUUUAUGGAUUUUUCAAUUUUUUUAUGGAUCUCCCUGUAUACAGCAAUAUCGGCCUAUAGUUAAAAAAAAAAAUGAAACAUUGUUAAAUAUGGCAGCGAGACAGUCAGUAUUAUCCCAAGCGUGCCUGCACUCCCCGUUAGUGCUAUCAUUUUUUUUUCUUUUUAUUUUGACUACCCCGUAUUGUAUAAAUAUGACGUUUACCAUUCGUUCGGUUUACCAUUUACCAAUAUAGUUACCGAAUUUAGGACACACGCUGUAUAUUAAUGUAGGUGAUGGUUAAAAUGAUUUUUCGUUUCAUCGAUAAUUUUUUCCCCUUCGGAAAUGGAAAAUUCACAAAACAAAAAAAACGAAGGAGCCGAGUAAUAUUUACGGUGAAUACUUUUAUGGUAUAUUUGAACUACUAGACAUAAAACAAGGGGCGAAUACAUGUAUGGUACAUUUGAACUACUGGACAUAAAACUAGGGGUUAAUUAUUUGUGGUACAUUUGAACUACUGAACAUAAAACAAUGAUUUAUAACACACUGUACGGUAUGGUGGAAAAUCGUGCCCCAAUUGAACAUAUAAACAAAUUUUUCGUCCCACAAAUUUUUAAUUUUCGUUUUUUUGAUUUAAUCGACGAAAAUUUAAAAAAAAGUGUCAAACUCCUAUUAAAUUUUUUUAAAAAACUCAUUUUUUCAGUUUCCGAAUAUAUUUUUAUAUUUAUAAUAUUUUCUAUAAAACGAUUAUUUAUAUUUUAUUAUUAUUAUUAUUUUGCAUUUAGCCCCCUCGAAACUAGUCUAAUUGUAUAUUUAUUAAAUUUGUGUAAAAUAAAUUAUGAAUAACAAUAGUGUGUAAAUUUUAUAUACGUUUUAAUAUUUUUUAUUUUAUUUAGCGAAAUUCAAAAAAAAAAUAAUGAAAAAUAUUGAAAUCUACAAAAACUACGUUUCAGCAACACUGCAAUCUGUUGAUUUGUGUAAUGAAAAUUUCGUAGUUUUCCUAAAUAUAAGGGAAAAAAUUAGGUUUGGCAACACUGCAGUCUUCAAAUUAAUAAUCGAUUCAGUAGUUUUCCGAAAAAUAUGAAAAAUAUUUAGACAACGAAUUCGUGAACAAUUUUUUUUUUUCAAAAAUUCUUUGUCCUGGCUGUAUAACUCUCCAAUCAUUCAAUUUCCCUAAAUCUAAGGAAACACUACUUUUAGCAACACUGCAAUCUAUUAAAUUAUCAUGGAAAUUCUGCAGUUUCUCACUUUUGAAAGAAAUUAUACAACGCCGCAAUCUCUGUUUAUUAAUAUAUAAAAGUUUUCACAUAUCCCUAGAUUAAAGAAAACAAACUAUGUCUGACAACAUCACAAUUUAUGUUUCUCUAUGGUAUUUCUUAUCAUUCCUCUACUUUUGAAAGAAAUUACGCAACGCCUCAAACUCUUUCUGUUUAUAAACGGAAAUUUCCUCGGAUCUGAAGAUAAACAAAUACGUUUGGCAACGUCGCGAUCUCCAAAUUUUUUUGACUAAUGAAUUCGUUGAUUUUCCCAGUUUUAAUGGAAGAUUUUCAUGUAUUGAAUUGGGGAAAAAAAUCUCCAUUUUGAGAUUUCGAGAUGGAAUUUUUCAUUUUAGAACCGAUAAAUUGUAUUUUACGUUCGUUUACUAACACGCAGUAGAUUAAAAUUACCAAAAUUAUGUGUUCUAAUUCUUAAUAUAUGAUACAGUGUGCGCCCAAUAAGUAUAACAUUUCGAAACUAAAACUACCAAUCGAAAAGAAUUGAAUACUUUUUGAAUACACACUGUAUAUAUAUGCAAUGACUGUGAUAUUAACUUUACGUCAACUUCUAGCAUGUAUUAAUUGAUAUUUCAUUUUCUUGAAACGUACGUAUAUAAAUAUUUUUUUUUCGUUCGUUUAUAUAUUUUUUUGCAUGUUUAUAAAAACCAUUUGUUUGUUAUUUCUUUUUCCUGUGUGCUUCUUAUAACUUUUAUUUUAUAGACACGCUUUUAUUGUCUCUUAGAUUGAUUAUAAUAUAUUUAUUUAGUCGUUUUGUUUUAUUUUUUCCGCGUCUUCUUUUAUUCUUCUACUACGCUUUUGUUACGUCAACCAACAUUGCAACCACAAAUAGUUCAAAUACUUGGCACGUAAAAGAUAAAGAAGAAGAACCAUAGAAUAACCAUAUCUUCACUACGCUUUUGUUAUGUCGAUGCAACUAAUAAUAUAUCUACGAUAUGAUGUAUCAUAUAAAAAAAGUCAUGCAAAAUAUAAAAAAGAAGAAGAACCAUAGAAUAAAUAGCUCCACCGCGCUUUUGUUAUGUCAAUACAACAAAAUAACUCAACUCGAUACUGUAUCAUAAGUUAUUAUAAAAGAGGCUCGUAAAAUAUAAAAAAGAAGAGUAUUGAAUAAUCAAUAUAUGUCCAUAAUACAGGUAAAUAAUACAAAAAAUGUUUAUUGUAUUUUAAUUGGAAGAAAUUGACAAUUAAAUAUCUAAUUAAAAACAUUUAAUAUAAUAUUAUGUAUGCAGAAAUUUCACGUCUAAUUCUUUGCAACUACCAGAAAUAAUCUUGGCAACCCCGUCGGAUUUAGAAACGAAAACGUCCAAAGAAAUUAUGAAUUUGUAGGUUAAAUCUAAUAACAACAUAUUGUUUAAAGGAAAUAUAUAAAUAAUAUUGAGUUUUUUUCGUAAUUUUGCAUAUGAGGUUACUUACAAAUCAUAUUAUUUUACACAAAUUGACUAAAAUCUAAAAUAUCCACGAGAAAAUUAAUGCAUUAAAUUAUAUUCAAAUUCCAACGUACCGAGUUAGGAAAAUUAUUAAAUUUCAUCAUUUUUUCGUAUUUUUUUUGAAAAUAACUAUUCAAUUAUUAAACCACUGAUUUUACUUUCUAAAAUAUCAAAAUUUGAUCUAUUACACAAUAAAAUCUUCCUAAUACAGUGUGAACGAAAAAUUCUAGCGAUACAUACAUUGAUUAUUUGUUGUUUUUAGAAAAAAAUAUCGAUAAUCUCGUAAAUCAUUAUUUAACUUGAAAGAUAUAUUCAAAAUUUUUCGUUAUGACUUUUUGAUAACGCUUAUAUCAUCUUUAAUAAAAAAAUAUAAAUUUCUGUACAUUCCCAUGAUAAUUUAGUUGAAAAUUUUCCUCUCUCGGUUGAUUAACAUGAAAAUAAUUCUUAAAUUACCCCAAAGGUGGGUGGAAAAACGCACGUACAUACAAAUUUCUCUAGAUCUCGGGGGGGAACUACGUUUGGCAACACUGCAAUUUCUAAAUGUAUUAAAUUUCGUCCAUUUCUCCGGCUUUGAAGAAAAUUAUGUUCUCCAAUUUAUUUUUUUUUUCGUGAAAAAAACAAAACUAGAAAAAAAAAUGUACAUAAAAAUAAAAUUAGUAUCAUCAUCAUACAUAACAGCUUCGUCGAACCAAAAAAUUAUGUUUUGUAUAAAAAUUUCGCUAUACCUGAUUUUCCUCGUAUACUACACAACUUUAAUACAUUUUAGUCCAGUUCCUGUUAGUACAAUAUCCUCGAAAUGUCCAAAAAAAAAAUUAGAAUCUAAAUAGAAUAUUUAUUAGAGCUCCUUCUGAUUUAUAACUUAACUGUUGAAAAAAAUAAUCCCGUAGGCUACCAACUCUAUUUCCUGAGCAGUAUCAGAUAACGAUCACAUUUCCCCCAAAUAACAACAAAACAUUUUUUGGAGCAAUUUCAGCCAAACAUAUCAUGAAAAAAACAAAGAAUUUCUAUCCCAAUUGAAUUAUUUAUAUUGAUUCCUAUAUUGAACCUAAUUCUACUGGACUAUAAACCAUAAUUGCGAAAUUCUUUAAAGUUUUACAAAGUUUCAUUGCAUUUCUUACCCCUGCUAUAAUAAUGUAAAAAUUUAUCUGUUACCAUUUAAUUUAUUCAAUAUAAAUAAAAAAUUGUGAAUAUACCGAUAUGUGUAACUAUUUUUUUUUAAUUUACAUAAAAUUCUUGAAUGUUCUUCAUUAAAUUCAUGAUAGUA
This is a messenger RNA of Diorhabda carinulata, 9446 nucleotides long. RefSeq names its product liprin-alpha-1 (gene Liprin-alpha). NCBI's taxonomy places the organism in Eukaryota, Metazoa, Arthropoda, Insecta, Coleoptera, Chrysomelidae. Gene Ontology annotation, biological process: synapse organization. The transcript has 18 exons. The record is from RefSeq and is a predicted model, not a curated record. Bases 267 to 3767 code for a protein of 1166 amino acids. Gene Ontology annotation, molecular function: protein binding. Gene Ontology annotation, cellular component: presynaptic active zone.